Messenger RNA from Phytophthora nicotianae INRA-310, 1603 nucleotides. RefSeq lists its product as hypothetical. The transcript is spliced from 2 exons. Lineage: Eukaryota; Oomycota; Peronosporomycetes; Peronosporales; Peronosporaceae. The coding region runs from base 28 to 1530 and encodes 500 amino acids. The record is from RefSeq and is a predicted model, not a curated record.
UAUCAAGCAGGCUGUGCAACAGUACGGAUGCAGGCACUCUCAACCGACUUCCCACCGGUGCCGCCUACUGCAGGCGUACCAUGGAGCUCGGGCUUGGGCGUAGGCGGCGCGCUCUUCACCACCUUCGCGCUGGGCUUUACCGAAGGCUGUUUGGAAAUUGAGCGACGGCCCAUCCCGCUGCGUUUCGCGCUGCGAUUCGCCGCUGCUAACAUGCUGCCCAGUGUCGUGUUUAGAUCCGUCCCGGCACGUCACGUCGCCGCAGCAUCAGGCGUCCCGUUCUCUGCUCUUAUAAGCGAUGCUGAUCUCGCGAGCUCGCGCUCUGUAGCUGUGGGGAGGCAAUUGGUGCUCGUCAAGUCGGUGCGGGCGCUGCGUCUUGCGGCUGGAAGCUAUGGACUUGCGUGGAGUCUGUGGCGUUGGCACGAAACUGCUGCUGUUAGUGACGAUAAUGACAAACAAAAGGUGGUUAAGUAUGGGGAAAGCGUGGUGCGUCUGGCACCUGUGGAUUCCCCGCUAUCUCAAGUUUCGAGACGGAAACACGGAGACCAUCUAAUGGCUGUGCCAGCGAUGACUAUAGAGAGUUGGAAGAAACACGGUGUGAAUAAAGCCUUGGAGGGUGUGAGCUGGGAGAAAGUGGGGAUUGAAGUGCAGGCAGAGGAGGAAGGAGAACAGGUAGGAAGAAUCAAGGUGAUUGAGGUGGAGCUCAGCGAUAUAGAGACGACAUUAGAGUACGCUGGGGAAUUGAAGAAAGCAUUGAAAGGGGACGGCACUUCGGUGUGCUCAGUGGCAGUUUUGCCGCCAUGUGGACCGGCGAUCCCACCGUCAGUAGCGGAUGCAUUCGAAGUGUGCUUCAAUCCGUUGUCGGCGGUGUUAAAGUUCAUUGCUGCAGUGUGUCAUGAGCGUGGGACUACGCACGUGAUCCUGAUCGGGGUUCAAGAGGAAGAGGAAGUAGCUGUUCAAGCUGACGGUGGAGAUGUGAACGCAAGAAGCCCGUGGAUGUAUCUAUCGACGUCCCAGUUAGCGACAGGGCUGCUGUACAGGCACGGUAUUACGUCAAGUGUGAUGACAAAACAGGACACAAUCCGUGUUGAUGAACACGAAGAGGACUCAACGACUUACCACUUAAACGACAGCAAUGCUGGAGUCGUCUUUAUCUCGGGAAGCCUCAGUGCUGGGCACUCGGCUGCAAGGAAGAUGAGUGAACAGGGUCUCAUUGCGCCACAGAACGUAUGCUACAUUGUUGAAGAGAGUCUGCAUGGUCAAAGCGUGCCAAGCGAAGCUGUGCAAGUUGAAUCCGAGCUGCUAAGAACGAGUGAAACAGAGCAGGAACAGGCAGACGCUGAUGAGCAAAAGUCCGUGGCAACAUACAUGUCCGUCACUGAUGUGACGGACCAGACACUGCAGGGCAUUCGCAACCUGGUGCGACAAGGCAAGAAGCCCGACGCCAUCCAGGCAACAGUUUAUCAAGCUUUCGGAACCCAACGCGUGGUGUCGCCGACGCGGCUCGACCAAUUUUCCGACUUGCACGUUUAGAAAUUAGAAAUUAAGAAUUUUGGAACGAGUUUUGGUCAGCCCAACCUGAAUUUAGUCAUUUUCGUCUAGGUCA